This is a messenger RNA of Colletotrichum spaethianum, 996 nucleotides long. Its product is annotated as secondary metabolism regulator LAE1. The record is from RefSeq and is a predicted model, not a curated record. The coding region runs from base 1 to 996 and encodes 331 amino acids. The transcript is spliced from 8 exons. Lineage: Eukaryota; Fungi; Ascomycota; Sordariomycetes; Glomerellales; Glomerellaceae. Gene Ontology annotation, molecular function: methyltransferase activity.
AUGUCUCAAGAUAACCAAACAGUCGUGAUUGACGUGGACCAGGAGCAGGAGCCGUUGGAGCCUCAGUCUGAUGCUCAAUCAGAGAUUGGAGAAAGUAUCGCUUCGUCGAGCACGAGCCUCCGCGAGUCUAUUCUUGAGUAUCGUCUGGAGAAUGGCAGGACUUACCACAAGUACAAAGAUGGCGCAUACCUCCUCCCGAACGACGAAAGAGAGCUAGAAAGACUAGGUAUCACCCAUCCAACUAGGUACCCAUCCCUCUGGCUCCUGGUGAACGACAACAGGCUAGGCAUGGCCCCGCCAUGUCAAAAAGGAGCUAAAGUUGGUCGUGUUCUCGAUGUAGGGACCGGCACGGGUAUCUGGGCUCUCGAUUUUGGAGACGAACAUCCUGAAUCUGAGGUUAUCGCCAUUGAUCUCUCUCCAACUCUGCCUGCGUAUGUGCCUCCAAAUGUCAAAUUCGAAGUUGAUGACGCCGAAGACCCAUGGACAUACUCGCGCCCUUUCCAGUAUAUCCACAGCCGUAUUCUGUCGUCCGGCCUAAGCGACUGGAAGAAAUACUUACGCAAGUGCUACGACAAUCUCGAGCCGGGCGGAUGGGUUGAACUGCAAGAGGUUGACCUGUACCCGACGUCCGACGACGAGACGCUCAAGCCUGAGUCUAAUCUGAUUCGAUGGUGCGACCUGCUUCAAGAAGCAUCAAACAAAUUCGGACGUCCCUUUUUCAGAAUUGCUCCGCUCAAAGACGUCAUGGUAGACGUUGGAUUCGUGGACGUGUCUCUGACCGUAACAAAGUGGCCGUCUAAUGCUUGGCCAAAAGACCGAAAAUGGAAAGAAAUUGGCAUAUGGAACGGCGAGAAUAUGAUGAAUGGCCUCGAGGGCUUCUCCAUGGCAGCAUUGACGCGUGGCCACGACUGGACUCGUAAGGAGGUCAACAUAUUCCUCAUCGACGUACGCAAGGAGAUCAGAGACAAGAACAUUCAUGCGUAUUGGCCUGUGUGA